UUGGCUGCCGCCUAGGCAGCGUCGAAACCGCUCCAUUUCGCAUCUCCCUAAAAAAGCCCUCUCCCUCCCGGCGGCCGGAGGCAUAGCGAACACCCGUGUCCAGCAGGAAGAACCAAGAAAGGAUGGCGCAAGGCGCGCUGCGGGGCCCCUCCGACUACUCCGGCGAGCCCCCUCGUCACCCCUCUCUCCGCAUCAACGCCAAGGAGCCGUUCAACGCGGAGCCGGCGCGGCGGGACCUGGUGGCGUCGUACAUCACCCCCGUCGACCUCUUCUUCAAGCGCAACCACGGCCCCAUCCCCGUCCUCGACGACAUCCGCAGCUACUACGUCACCAUCGGUGGCCUCGCGGGCGGGCCGAGGCGGCUCUCGCUGGAUGACAUCAGGAGGUUGCCAAAGUACAAUGUCACUGCCACUCUGCAGUGUGCAGGGAACAGGAGGACGGAGAUGAGCAAGAGUAGGAAGGUCAGGGGCGUUGGCUGGGAUGUUUGCGCUCUCGGGAAUGCUACUUGGGGAGGAGCUAAAUUAUCAGAUGCCCUUCAGCUCGUUGGUGUGCCAUAUCAUACUGAAAUCACUCCAUCUGGUGGAAAGCAUGUUGAGUUUGUUAGUGUUGAUCAGUGUCCAGAGGAAAAAGGUGGCCCAUACAAAGCAUCAAUUCCCUUGGGCCAGGCAACAAAUCCUGCAGCAGACAUACUGCUUGCAUAUGAAAUGAAUGGUGAGGUACUCAAGCGUGAUCAUGGAUACCCUCUCCGCGCCAUUGUUCCCGGUGUCAUUGGUGCCCGUUCUGUGAAAUGGUUGGAUAGAAUUGACAUAAUCGAGGAAGAGUCUCAGGGUUUUUUCAUGCAAAAAGAUUAUAAGAUGUUCCCUCCAUCAGUUGAUUGGGAUAAUAUUGUGUGGUCAACCAGGAAGCCCCAAAUGGACUACCCAGUUCAGUCUGCAAUAUGUUCUUUGGAAGACAUGAGUGCCGUCAAACCAGGACAGGUCACUGUUGCUGGAUACGCCUUGUCAGGAGGUGGCAGGGGCAUUGAGAGGGUUGACAUUUCCCCUGACGGUGGUAAGAGUUGGUUAGAGGCACACCGAUACCAAAAGAAAGGUGUCCAAUAUGUGGCUGGUAACGUAACCAGUGAUAAGUGGGCAUGGGUGCUCUUCAAGGCCAUUGUCGAUGUCAACAGCGACACUGAGAUUGUUGCAAAAGCGGUUGAUUCCAGUGCAAACGUGCAACCUGAGAGCGUGGAAUCAAUCUGGAACCUGAGAGGGAUUCUAAACACAUGUUGGCAUCGCAUCCGCCUUCUGGCAACACCUAACCUUAGAAGUUCCAUGUGAUGUCCCGUCCAUCCACAUAAUUUCAUCAGCUCACACUGUUGUUACCAACCCAGCAACUUGGCAUUACCAUUCCAGUUACAAUCUGGCACUGGAGAGAAGAGAGGCAAAAGGUGUCAAUAAUUCCAUCUCCACGUUGUUUAGAUGGAAAAAUAAAUCCCUUAUUGUACCAUGUUGUCAUGUACUCCCUUUUUAGGUUACAUAAAGUUAAAAUCAGUUUCUCAAGCA
Molecule: messenger RNA, 1544 nt
Organism: Setaria italica (foxtail millet)
Lineage: Eukaryota; Viridiplantae; Streptophyta; Magnoliopsida; Poales; Poaceae
Product: sulfite oxidase
Exons: 11
Coding region: 123-1319 (398 amino acids)
Cellular component (GO): mitochondrion
Molecular function (GO): oxidoreductase activity; molybdenum ion binding
Source: RefSeq, a predicted model, not a curated record